Coprinopsis cinerea okayama7#130 is the source of this 1992-nucleotide messenger RNA. RefSeq lists its product as hypothetical. The record is from RefSeq and is a predicted model, not a curated record. Bases 64 to 1992 code for a protein of 642 amino acids. Lineage: Eukaryota; Fungi; Basidiomycota; Agaricomycetes; Agaricales; Psathyrellaceae. The transcript is spliced from 3 exons.
AGAUAGAAUUCCUUGAAACGAGCCCUCCCCUUCCUCGUACCGCCAACCAAUUUGCACCCUGACAUGGCGGCUCCUAGCAGUAUCUUUCACCAGGCCAGCCAAUUCCAAGUGCACCAUUCACAGUUCAACAACGCACGCACCAUCUACAAUAUUUCACGGAACGACAAUGAACCUUUGCCCAUUCUGAGGCUACUCCGGCACUGCACGAUAGAGGCGACGCACGAAUCAUCAACUGCAACAUAUGCGCCCAAGUGCAAGCCGGGGACACGGCUCCAGGUUAUCGGCGACAUUCAAAGCACAAUAUCUGACGUCAAGCCUCUAGUAUGGGUCUCAGGGCCUGCUGGAGGUGGCAAGACGUGUAUUCAGAGAGAGGUCGCUCGAAGAGCUCAAGAAUAUGGCGACUUGGCAGCAUCCUUCUUCUUCUCUACCAGGGUUCCGAAGCUGGACAACGAAACGUCAUUUGUUGCAACCAUCGCAUACCAGCUUACGAAGACACUGCCUGGCUACAAGGAGGUACUGGUGCAGGCACUAUCGGACCACCCAGGCGUAUUUGAAGAAUCGUUGGAUGUCCAACUUGACGUCCUCAUUCUCCGGCCGCUUUCACAGCUGGAGAUUGAUUUACGAAGAUCUCCACGACUCAUCACAAUUGACGGCCUGGACGAAUGUCGUGAUGCCAAAGAGCAGAGACAUCUCCUACAUGUUCUCCAUACCCUUGCAACCAACCCAUAUUAUCAAUUUCGUAUCGCUGUGUCAAGUCGCCCAGAGUACGACAUCCGGACGGUCUUCUCAGGGGAGCUAUUGGGACCUAUAACAGCAGUCAUUCGCUUGGAGAAAUACGACGGAAGCAACGAUAUACGAAUCUAUCUGAUCGACGAGUUUGCGAGGAUAAGGGAGGAGCAUCCAUGCAGAGCCUCAAUCCCCGAAUCCUGGCUAACAGAAGAAGUCCUGGAGAUUCUCGUCAAGAAAGCCUCAUCGCAAUUCAUAUUCGCAUCGACUGUCGUUAAAUACAUCGGCAACCCGCGACGGAACCCCAUCAAGUCCUUGAAACUCGUAUUGGAGUGCACAAAGGACACGGGCGAUAGUCACCCUUUUGCAGACCUCGACACACUUUACCGACUCAUACUCCACCCCCAGUCUGUGUCCGUUGACCUUUUGCGGCGGUUGCUCCACUUUAUACUCGAGCUCUCAGGCAUGCAAGAAGGUGCCCUCGUCGAUGGCCACGCACCUGGAUACCCAAGCCUAAUUGAUGAAUUCCUCGGACUCGAUCCAGGCACCACAGAACUCACUUUCUGCGACCUCCACUCUGUGAUCUCAAUACCAAUCAGCUAUAGCGGUCGGUAUAUCAGUUUCCAUCACAAGAGCAUGGAAGAUUUCCUUCGUUCCCAAGAGCGCGCGGGAGACUUGUACCAGCCGGACGAAACCACCCAUCUUGACAUCGCCGAAAGAUGCGUUCACCACUUGCAAGAGUGGUACUCCAGUCUCGGGAAGGGCCCUUUCCGUCAUACAGUUAACCUGUCGUUCUCAGCCAGGUAUUGGGCGACUUACAUGAUGAAGAUUACGAAUGGUAGACCCCUCGUUGGAUCGGUGCCUUUGCUCCAUUUCAACCCAACCAUCCCCAUCGUCGUCCAAGCAUCGUUUCUAGCGACCCCGUCUGACAGAAUGUCAAGAGCCGAGAGGUUGUUUGCAUCGUUCAAGGUCCUACGGGAGGGAAUCCAUAGAACUACGCUUUUUGGCUUCAGUGUAAAGGCCGCCACCGGUGCAUACCGUUAUGCAAGAGCCUCCAAAACGUCUGCCACCGGAAGGACAGGAUGGUUUGCAUGGUUUCGACGGAGAACUUUCGGGGCAUCAUGUCUGACAAAGAGGCCAUCGGGCUCUGGGAGGAGUUACAAGACGAAUGUACUCGUCACCGUGGCUGGCUCAGAAGGAUAUUCUUGGGAACGUAGCUCUCUUGACGCUAUCCUGUUUUCGUCUCUUGCCAAGUCCCAAAUUUGA